GUACUGCCAGGUGAACGUGCCCGACGAGUUGUUGCGAGACCUGCUUCCAGGACCCGUGACCUUGGUCUUGCAACGUUCAGAAGAGCUAAAUAAAGACUUGAAUCCUUUCACAUCGCUGGUUGGUGUUCGCAUUCCAAACCACCCUUUUAUUCGGGAGUUGGCACGAGCUUGCUCUGGACCACUGGCUUUAACGAGCGCCAACAUCAGCUGUCAGGCGAGCACGCUGACGGUGUCGGAAUUCCAAGACCUGUGGCCUCAGUUGUCCUUAAUCAUCGAUGGAGGCCCAAUAGGGGACGUCCAGAGCCCAGAGUGUCGUUUGGGGUCAACUGUGGUUGACUUAUCGGUGUCGGGGAAAUUCACCAUCAUUCGUCCUGGCUGUGCGCUGGCAUCUACAGUUGAAAUCCUGAGGCAGAAGUAUGGCUUGGUACCAGAAUCGUCUUAA
This is a messenger RNA of Balearica regulorum gibbericeps (East African grey crowned-crane), 442 nucleotides long. Lineage: Eukaryota; Metazoa; Chordata; Aves; Gruiformes; Gruidae. The record is from RefSeq and is a predicted model, not a curated record.